CCCGGCUCCUGACCUCGGUUCCUGUGCUCCCGCCGUCGUCCUCCAGCGCAGGACUCCGGGCUCCAGCUCCGGUGUUGGGUGUGUUCUUUGCGGAUUUUACCACCCUGGAAUUGUUCCGUACGCGCAGGCGCGCGGGGCUCUGCCGUGCACUCUGCUGAGCUAGCGGACUGCCCACCUCUCUAAAACGUCCUGUAACUGCGGUUCCGGGAGUGGAAACCUAAACGCGCGUGCGCUUCUUCCACGCCACGGAAACCGUGCAGGCCUGGUGUGGUCUCCAAAGUGACUGAACAAUGCAGAAGGACAGUGGCCCACUGGUUCCUUUACAUUAUUAUGGUUUCGGCUAUGCGGCCCUGGUGGCUACUGGUGGGAUUAUUGGCUAUGCAAAAGCAGGUAGUGUGCCGUCCCUGGCUGCUGGACUCUUCUUCGGGGGCCUGGCAGGCCUGGGUGCCUACCAGCUGUCUCAGGAUCCCAGGAACGUGUGGGUUUUCCUAGCUACGUCUGGGACUUUGGCUGGCAUUAUGGGGAUGAGAUUCUACAACUCUGGGAAAUUUAUGCCUGCAGGUUUGAUCGCGGGAGCCAGUUUGCUGAUGGUUGCCAAACUUGGACUUAGUAUGUUGAGUUCACCCCAUCCGUAGUAGCCAUAGCCCUGCGUGGGCUCAUGACGAGUUGACACUCUCCAGACCUCCACAUUACCACGCUGAAGGGAUAAGAACAGCAAAGACCUACACUGAGCACGUGGAGGCGAAGACGUGGUUACUGUAGUGACCGUUCAGAGACGGCGAGUGUCUGACCUCAGAGCUCACACUGCCUUCAUGUGGCUUGUUCUUGUGUCAUGAUGUCUCGACUCUCUGUACUACUAGAUAAAGGGGUAAAAUGUUGGGUGUCAACACUGGGGGCCCAGAGCUACAUGUCCUGCCGGGAAGUUGUGAAAUCUCUUGGUGACGUUUGUGAUGUGGGAUCUUUUGCACAGGUCUGCUAUGAAAUUAUGUUACGGCAACAUUAUCAGUGAAAAUAAAGUUUUCUAUUAAGAACAA
Molecule: messenger RNA, 1034 nt
Organism: Rattus rattus (black rat)
Lineage: Eukaryota; Metazoa; Chordata; Mammalia; Rodentia; Muridae
Gene: Tmem14c
Product: transmembrane protein 14C
Exons: 6
Coding region: 291-635 (114 amino acids)
Biological process (GO): regulation of heme biosynthetic process
Cellular component (GO): mitochondrial membrane
Source: RefSeq, a predicted model, not a curated record